AUGAAUAGAGCAGCAAACUUGUAUCCCGGUUUGAAUGAUAUAGCGGAUGUUCUUGAAGAAUUCCCCGUCCAAACAUCAAGAUACUUGACACUUUUACAUGAGAUAGAUGCUAAAUGUGUUCAUUCCAUGCCACUUUUGAAUUCAAACAUUGAUUCAUUUUUAAGAGAGAAGAAGAAGAAGAAAAAUGCUAAAUCAGGUGUUAUGAAGAAUGAAACCAAAGGUAAUAAAUUGAGAGAUAUAAAUGAAUUAUUUGAAGAAUUAAUGCCAUCUUUAGAGGAGAAAAUGCAUGUCUCUUCAAUUAUGUUGGAAUCAUUAAAGAAAAUGACUACAAGGAUGGAACUGGCUUACGAAGUUGCGUUGAAAAAUGGUGAAAUACCUGAAACGUUAAGAUUGGGUGUGAAUAAUCAUCCUGCUAUGCAUUUACAUAAUGAAUUAAUGGACAAGAUUGAAAAUAAGACCAAUAGUAAAUCAUCACAGGCAUUAAAGAGUGAGUCACGUAGAGAAGCUAUGGCUGCAAAUAAGAAAAAUGUUACGGAAAAAGGUGGUAGUGCUGAACGUGCAAAUAAUACCAACACAAAUAAUUCUAGAGCUGAUACUCCUCAGAAUACAAAUCCUAGGAAAAGAAAUAAUACAUCUACUAACAAUGAUACUUCGACAGCUAAUGGCGGUGAAACUAGGAAACGUAAGAGAAGAGCAAAUAAUAUUACUACCACGCCCAAUACAACAAAUACGACAGCAGCAUCUUCAACGACGACGACAACAACAACAGGAGGGGGUAAAGUCAAGAAAUCUAACGCCACCACUACAGUAUCGAUUGCUGCUCUACCCAAAUAUAAUGAAAACGGUGAACCUUUAUAUUGUUAUUGUAAUCAAAUAGCAUAUGGUGAAAUGGUGGGUUGUGAUGGACCUGAUUGUAAAUUAGAAUGGUUCCAUUUACCAUGUAUUGGAUUGAAAACAUUACCUAAUGGUAAAUGGUAUUGUGAUGAAUGUAAAAAAGAAUUAGGGAAAUAA
Naumovozyma dairenensis CBS 421 is the source of this 1011-nucleotide messenger RNA. It is a transcript of the gene PHO23, whose product is annotated as Pho23p. Gene Ontology annotation, cellular component: nucleus; Rpd3L complex; Rpd3L-Expanded complex. Lineage: Eukaryota; Fungi; Ascomycota; Saccharomycetes; Saccharomycetales; Saccharomycetaceae. Bases 1 to 1011 code for a protein of 336 amino acids. The record is from RefSeq and is a predicted model, not a curated record. Gene Ontology annotation, biological process: regulation of DNA-templated transcription. The transcript has a single exon.